AUCUAAACUUGCCAUCCAGUAAAUGUACUUUUAUACAUUCAUCUAACUCCAAGGGGAAUAGUACUACUUUCUUCAUCUCUCUUAUCAUCCCUGCAAAACGACCGCGCGCAACGGAGGUGCUGCGAGGUGCAUCCCCUCUGGAGGAACAUUUUAAUCUUCUUUUCCCCCCAUCUUUUUGUCUUCAAGUUUCUACACAUUUCUUCAAGAUAUCGUCAGGUUUUCAGAUUUCAAGGCAACACUUUUGGCAGAGAGCAUGAUUGACAUUUUAUUACUGGUUUUGUGUGGAAUGUCGGGCAGCGCGCUGGCAAAAGAAUCAACUGGUAAAUACAGCACGCCGCUUCUUGAUGUGAAAGUGAAUCAGCUUGUCUUGGAGGCCAACCAGACUCUUCAACUUAAGUGCAGGGGCAAAGGUGCGCUGCUCUGGGUCCCCCCGUUCGAUGUGAUGAGCCACAACCAGAGCCUGCGCGUGGAGCACUCAAUGUGCCGGCGGCAGCACUGCAGCACGCUCACCCUGAGUCCAGCGCUGCCCCGACACACGGGCUCCUACCGCUGCGCCUAUCGCCACCGGCAGAACCGACACUCCGCCGUCUAUGUCUACAUCACAGACAGCCAGCGUCCAUUUGUGAAGGACCAGCCUGAGGUGCCGGAGUUGGUCUAUCUGAUGGAGGGCAAGCCACUCGUCUUUCCUUGCAGAGUCACCUCACCUGAUGUCUCCGUCUCGCUUGUCAAGGUCCCUUCCCAAACAUUAACGCCAGAUCAAAAGGACCUUAUUUGGAACAGCAAGGAGGGAUUUACACUGCGGAGUCCCUCCAUUGUGCACACUGGGCUGUUCUGCUGCGAAACCACAAUCGACACGGUGAAAUACAAACAGCACUUCUAUGUCUUCAGACCAGUGUUUGAGAUAUCCGACGUGUAUCUGAAUAGCACUGGAGCGGUGCUGACACUGAUGGGAGAUCAGCUGGUGCUGAACUGCACCGCCACUGGUCCUCCCAACUCCAGGGUCAGCAUCAGAUGGAGUUAUCCUGGCGAGGGUCUUCGCAAAGUCAGAGCAAAGAGCAGCAUUGACCGCAGGCGGACACACGUGGUCUUUCACAGCAUUCUGACCAUCUCUCAACUCCGCAAGUAUGACCGGGGAGUUUACAUUUGCCACGUGAGGAACGAACGAUCCCACCGCACUGCUAACACCACUGUCACAGUAUACGACCAGCCCUUCAUCAGACUGAAGCACCGAAACGGCUCACAGGUGGAGGCAUUUGCAGGGCAAAAGUCCUUCCGCUUGGCCCCCAAAAUCCGGGCCUUCCCAGCGCCAGAAAUCAUCUGGAUGAAGGAUGGGGUGGCGGCAGCGGAGAAGUGCUCUCGGUACCACAGGGACGGGAGCUCGCUAGUGAUUCGGGACGUGACGGAGGACGACGCCGGCGAGUACACGGUUCUGGCCGGGACUCAGAAGUUUGGGCUUUACCAGAACCUCACAAUUUCACUGGUGGUGAAUGCGAAGCCUGAGAUUGGGGAGAAGGCUGUGUCCGUUCGUGACCCUGGCACUGUGCAGCGGGGGACUAGACACGCACUUCGCUGUACCUCACACGGAGUACCUCCCCCCCAAACCCAGUGGCUCUGGCACCCCUGUCCUCCAAAAGGCCGGUGUGUCCCACCGCGUUCUCAGCCCCGUCAUCAUCGCAGCCUGUCAUGGCGGUCAGCGUGGGAGUGGAGGCCCGUGACGGAACUGACGGAAGGAAGCGCCACAGAGAACCACCUCCUCACCGUCACUCAGAGGCAGGAGACCACGCAGGGCAGGAACAGGACCGUGGGAAUCCUGACCGUGUCGGAGGCGUCCGUGUCUGGCGUGUAUCGCUGCGUGGCGUCCAGCGUGGCGGGGGAAGACGAGAUGGACAUCCUCUUCUAUGUCACAGACGUCCCUGAGGGCUUUGCGGUGCGAGUCGGGGAGAAGCCAACAGAGGGCGGGGACCUUGACCUGUCCUGCUCCGUCAGCAGGCACCUGUACUCGGGGUUGUCAUGGCACCGUGUGACGGACAGGUCCCAGGCCACGCCCCAAGCCAUUGGCCCCGCCCUGGGGGGUGAGGAGAUGCAGGACGACCUCUCCCAAAGGCUGCGGCUGUUGCUAAGCAACCUGACGAUGGCGCACUCGGGCUUGUACCGAUGCUCGGCGCGACACAUGCUGACGGGAGAGCGUGUGCAUCAGGACGCACGAGUGGAGGUCACUGCCCUGGAGGCUCCGUUGCUGCUGCAGAACCUGAGCGACUGCAGAGUGAACGUCAGCACCUCAGUGACCCUGCAGUGCCCCACCACAGGGGUCCCUCUGCCCCGCCUCACCUGGUACAAGGACCACAGGAGGCUCCGCCAGGUCUCCGGCAUCAUGAUGGCACCAGAGGGCGGGGCUCUGCACAUUAACCGAAUCACAGUCGAGGAUGAGGGCUUGUACACCUGCCAAGCCACCAAUGAGAGGGGAUCUGUGGAAAGCUCCGCCUACGUUUGGGUCGAAGGUUCAGCUGAGGAGGUGUCUCUGGAGGUUCUCACGCUGGUGUGUGCAUGCGUGGUGGCCACCGUCUUCUGGCUGCUGCUCACGCUCCUCAUUCGCAAACUCAAACAGCCACGCCACUCAGUCACUAAACCUGAGUACCUGUCCAUCAUCCUGGACCCAGGGGAGGGCCCUCUGGCCGAGCAAUGUGAUAGGCUGCAGUUUGACCCCGCCCAGUGGGAGUUUCCUCGAGACCAUCUCAAACUCGAGAGGCCGCUGGGUCAGGGGGCGUUUGGGAAGGUGGUGCAGGCAUCUGCGUUUGACAUCGGGAGCUCUUACGGCUGCAGCACAGUGGCUGUCAAGAUGCUGAAAGAGGGAGCCACGCCCAAUGAGCACAAGGCUCUGAUGACUGAGUUGAAGAUUCUCAACCAUAUUGGACAUCACCUAAAUGUGGUCAAUUUACUGGGAGCCUGUACCAAACCUGGAGGGCCCCUGAUGGUCAUUGUGGAGUACUGCAGGCACGGAAACCUGUCCGCAUACCUGAAGAGCAAGCGCCAGGUGUUCCUGAUGAACAGGGCGAGAGGAGAGGGUGACCACUGCGGGGACAGGUGUCUGCUGAGCAUGGCCAGUAGCCAAAGCAGUGUCAGUUCAGGGUUUGGUGACGAGAGAGAGGAGGAAGAGAGCCAAGUUUGGACUUUGGAGUCGCCUCUUCUCUUUGAGGACUUAAUUUCAUACAGUCUCCAGGUGGCCAGAGGCAUGGAGUUUCUGUCCUCUCGAAAGUGUAUCCACCGUGAUCUGGCUGCCAGGAACAUCCUGCUGUCUGAUAACAACAUUGUGAAGAUUUGCGACUUCGGUCUGGCACGAGAUAUCUACAAGAACCCUGACUAUGUGCGCAAGGGAGAUGCCAGGUUGCCUCUGAAGUGGAUGGCCCCAGAGUCUAUCUUUGACAAGGUGUUCACCACCCAGAGCGACGUGUGGUCCUUUGGAAUCCUCCUGUGGGAGAUCUUCUCUCUGGGUGCCUCUCCAUACCCGGGACUGAGCAUGAACGAGGAGUUCUGCCACCAUCUGAAACAUGGCAGACGCAUGCGUGCCCCAGACUACUGCACCCCUGAGAUCUACAACACCAUGCUAGCUUGCUGGGAGCAGAAUCCAAGUGACAGGCCCACCUUCUCUGUUCUGGUGAACACACUCGGGAACCUGUUACAGGCACGUGUCAAGCAGGAUGGGAAGGAUUAUAUUCCCUUGGACACGUUCCUGAGUGGGGAAAGCAAUGUGGAUAUUCAGCAGGAUUACAGAGACACCAGCCAAAAGACUGCAAAUCAUGGCUAUAUCAACACUAGAGUGACAGAUGGAAUCAGUACCUUUGAAGAAAAUCCCCAGAGUAAAAGCUCAGAGGACAACCAGACGGACAGUGGUAUGGUUCUUCCUUCAGAGGAGCUGAAGAACCUCAAAUGGAGCGAAAAACUCCAAAUUGGCAACCUGAGCAAGCUCCUCUCCCUCAUCAGGUGCAGAGGCAUCGUGGGCAGCGCAGAGGCCGAGGCUGUGCCCCGUGGGAGCAGCUCCUCUGGUGUGAAGAGGAAGACCGAUCGUCACAUCAUCCCCUGUGAUACUGAGUGAGGGGCUAGGUGUCUGAUGCACUGCCUGAUGGCAAAUAAGUUCUCAUUCAUCACAACAUGCCGCUUCCAUCUUAAACAUGAGUAUUAUUGCUAAUGUCCAUCCACUUCCUUUGUUCCUUGAUACUGGACUGCACUCCAGUUGUUUAUUUGUGCAGACUAUCUUGAGCACAAAGCUUUCUAGAGUGCUGCCCAGACUUUUCAUUUCUUUAGAUCAGAUUAGAUUUGUCUAAUGGGAUUAGAUUCAUAGAAAAGUAUUCAGGCCCCACAAAUAGGAAUCGGUGUUGAGCGUACAGUUCUUUUCUGCCUCAUGAAAUAUACAAUGGGAACAAUACCGUUUGAAUCACCUGAAGUAGGUGACAACAUGUCCAAAAAAACACUAGACCACCAACACUAAAGUCUAACUCUAGCACAUAAUUUUAUCUUUAACUCUAUCCUACUCCUGCUGAUAUCACCCAACUCUAGUCUCCUCUCACCACUUCAUUCUAAUGUACCUGCAUCAACUCAAAAUGUACCUGCAUCAACAGAGUGCCAGAGAGCAGUUUCUGCUCUUCCAUUAAUACAACCUCAUCUAACUCACUCUUUUUGGCCACACUUUAUAUGAAGUGUUCAUAUAGUAUGUAGUGUCCAUCCUUAGUAUAUAAUAGACUAUAAGGGUGCUCAGAGAGUGCAGAACUCCACCAAGGCCAAUAUGGCCUACAGUAUGUCGCAAUGUGAACAAAAUUGGAUCUGCCCCUUGAUGUGCAUAUGCUCUAAUAUAGUACGGACUUCUUGUCUCAUACUGUCUGCACCCCUUCUCCUGUUUGUCUGUCUGCAUAAUCCUGCUGACAAAUUUGUAAUGCAAUAUUUGUCCUUUCUUGAGCUGUAAAAUUUUCUUUAAAAUGUAUUUCACAAGGACACUUUAUUAAGGACACUUAAUAUCAAAUAUUCUAGAGCGGAGCGCUCUAUGAUCUUUGCUUAAUAUAAAGUAGGACACUACUUUUCAUGAUAUAAAAACCAUCCUAACUCUGUGCUUUUUGAGAGCACACCUCUUGCUCCUACUAAGCUAAACCGGUGAACUUAACUCUCAAGUAUGCUGUAGUGCUUUAGCUCUAACCGGUACCCAGUACUUCACUAAAGCACAAUAAAACGCACCACCCAGUUACUACUGCUGUAAACAAACACUAAUAUGCUGGACGUUAUUAUUUUAUUUUAUAUAGAGCUGCUUGAGUAUUGGGGUGGUGCAUCAAAUCCAGGGUAACAGAUAGCGGACUCUGGGUCCAGCCCUGGGUUGUAUUCCAAAGUUAUUGGCCUCUUAUAUUAGGAGGUUUACCACUUACUCCAAGUGGUUUGGUUUGAUACUAGACGAUAGGUGCUUCUCAACAUGCCUCCUCGAUCCUCGAGGGGCGUUCCCACUGAUCUAUAACUAACACUGGAUAGACUAUCCCAUUGUUUUCGCCCCAUCAUUCUUUAUGUAGAUCAGUGAGGAUCAAGGCCCGAGGAGCAAGGGAGGACAUAUAAAUGCACAAAUGAGAGGCAACCCUUGUUCUUAGAAUACCCCCCAGGAGUUAGAUCUGGUCUCAGAAUCAGCUAUUGUAUUGUAAAAUGAAAGAAACAUGCAUGGCUAAAUACUAGAUACUACUGAAUAUCUCCUAUUACCUUUGAUAUAUGCUCACAUGAUGAAGUUUAUGCUACAAGACUUCAUUAUGGGGGCCAAAAGGAUAUUACCUUGUUACUGUGACUCAAUGUGAGAUAUUAUUCUAUACUAUUGCUCUGCUGUAUUAAUGCUCAUAUAAAGCCCAAUAAUUGCAGUUUUGGAUCACUUCAGUGCCAUUGUGUUUUUGGGAUUCAAGUUGCCCUCCUUUAAAACUGCACCCAGGCAUCGGCACCCAUGGCACUUCUUGUAACCGAAAUGAAGAACCACCACUGCCAAGCUUUUGUGCUUACCACUGAGGAAUAUACUACUCAACCACAUAUAAGCUAGUGCACUUUUACUUUAAAUGGAAUAUUAUUUCAAUGUUAUGAAACCAAAAAUGUGUUUAUGUUUGUUAUAUUCUCAUUAUUGCUGUUAUUAUCAAUAUUGCAAUGCUGACAAGCAAGGGGUUGAAGUUGCAAGAGAUUGCCUUUUAAUUUUGUUAUGAUGAGUAAUUAUGCCAAUUAUGAUGUUCAGGGAGGGUUCUAGAAAUGAUCUGUACUGACUUGGCCAUGUAAUAUGUCACACAUCUGUUAUGAAGUUGCAUAUCACAACACAAUGUAAUAGACAACCUUUGUACAAAAGACAGAAACAUGAAGGAUGUAUGUUUUGGUAUUCUUUAUUAAAAUACUGCUGU
Sardina pilchardus (European sardine) is the source of this 6395-nucleotide messenger RNA. It is a transcript of the gene flt1, whose product is annotated as fms related receptor tyrosine kinase 1. The transcript is spliced from 30 exons. Lineage: Eukaryota; Metazoa; Chordata; Actinopteri; Clupeiformes; Clupeidae. Gene Ontology annotation, biological process: protein phosphorylation; multicellular organism development; vascular endothelial growth factor receptor signaling pathway. The record is from RefSeq and is a predicted model, not a curated record. Bases 254 to 4090 code for a protein of 1278 amino acids. Gene Ontology annotation, cellular component: signaling receptor complex; plasma membrane. Gene Ontology annotation, molecular function: growth factor binding; vascular endothelial growth factor receptor activity; ATP binding.